AUGAUCUCUGCCCGCGAGCUCGCCCUUUAUGUCGUGGUCGCCUCAUUCUUGGCGUUUUUCUUGUCCUGCGGUGUAUCCGAUGGCCCAAGUCGAUUCUGGUCGUCGGUCAAAGAGGGCGCAAAGCGGUUUGAUCUCGUCGAGCAGGCUACGAAGAAACGAUUGCCAGACUUUACCCAAUACGAGCCGCUGAGAAUACUUUCACGCUCAGAGUUUCCUUUAGAUGAUCCCACUCGUCGAGUGAUCAUAGUUGGCGAUAUACAUGGGAUGAUCCACCCGUUCAACAAACUCCUCGCCACCGUCGACUACGACCCAGAUGCCGACGUCCUGAUACACACCGGCGACAUCAUAUCCAAGGCGCCUCAUCGAGACUCGAUGGCUGUCCUGUCCUUUAUGGCGCGCAAUAACAUCACCGGCGUUCGAGGCAACCAUGACCAGAUGGUGAUAGAGUGGAAGGGUUGGAUGAAGUGGAUAUGUUCCUCGUUCGAUGGUUGCCAGUGGCUUCAACGCGUAGAGAGAGACUGGGACAGACGUCAUAAAGAAGACAAAUCGCUCGCCUUGGAGGACUUCCUGGAGUCAGAAGAGCAGGCCCUAGGGCUGAAAGACAAGCGGUGGUGGAGCUUAAUCCCCUCGGAGUGGAAGAUGCUUGGUGACCACUACCGGAUCGCUAGGAGCAUGUCAGACGAAGAAUACAGCUACCUUCUCAACCUCCCAUUGCGACUUUACAUCCCCAGUGCCCAUGCUUAUGUGGUCCAUGCGGGGCUUUUGCCAUCCGACCCUCAGUACCCGUUCGACUCAAAGAGGCAACCAUUGGCCCAUUUACCGAAGGUUGGAGGACGGUCAAAAAGUGAGGAGAGGAACGGUGUAGAGCACAUGAGGAACCUCCAGGAGAUGGCAGUCUUGACCAAGGUGCCCCAGAACACAAAUCCUUGGGUCGUCCUGAACAUGCGGGCUGUCAAGAAUGGGAAAAUAUCAAGGAAGCGCAAUGGGAAGGACUGGUACAAGAUUUGGGGGAGGGAAAUGGACCAUUGCAUUGGCUUCAGUUCAAAAUUGUUUGACGAUUAUAGCUCGCUAAUACAACCCACCUCUGGGAAGAAGAAACACGGGUUACCGUGCUAUCCCAUCUCGGUCUUCUAUGGCCACACCGCGUCCGUCGGCUUGAACGUCCAAAGAUGGUCCUUUGGUUUGGAUUCGGGCUGCGUGUAUGGUCGCAGACUCUCGGCGUUCGUGAUUGGAGGGCCCGGAGUUCUAUUGGACGAUGUCAGCGAAACCGACGCCGGGGUUGUUGAUGCGGACGGUGGAAAUGAUGACGAUACGGAUGCGUCUGGGAAGAAGAAACACCACAAGAACGGCGACAUCGUCCCCUUCGGUGACCGCUACCAAGGCCAAGUUAUCUCUGUUAAGUGUUAAGGAGAGACUGCGCGAACGUGGCGAUGCAGGUUCCUCAGUGGUUCCCAGAAGCCUGUCCACUUGACGAGAUGGUGCAAGUCUCGUGUCCAAUCCACUCCCCAUUCCCUCGCGUCUGUUAUUGCAUCCUUUACUUCGACCUUCUUGCAUUUCUCCGCCCCUCUGCGCCUUUCG
Molecule: messenger RNA, 1578 nt
Organism: Coprinopsis cinerea okayama7#130
Lineage: Eukaryota; Fungi; Basidiomycota; Agaricomycetes; Agaricales; Psathyrellaceae
Product: calcineurin-like phosphoesterase
Exons: 7
Coding region: 1-1407 (468 amino acids)
Biological process (GO): polyphosphate catabolic process
Cellular component (GO): cytoplasm
Molecular function (GO): endopolyphosphatase activity; phosphatase activity
Source: RefSeq, a predicted model, not a curated record